AGCUCCUCUGUCGGAGCUGCUGCUGAAGUCGUGAAAGGGAUUUUUAUCUUUUAAAAAAGGCUUUUGUGUUUUUUUGUGUAGAAUAACCUCAGCGUCUCUGGUGUACACUGUGUUGGAGCCAAAAUGGACGAAUACGAUGAGCUGUUCGACAUACAGGACGACUUCGAGGACCAGUUUGCCGAUGAGCUGGAAGUGUUGGCUCAGAUGGAGGCGGAAUCUCCCAAACCUGGAAAACGUCAGAAGCAGGGUCCAGGAGAUGAUAUAUCCGACAUCGAGCACCUGCUGUCUGAGCAGCGCACCACACCAAAGGCGAAGCGUCAGAAGCAGGAAGUUGGGGUAGUCAAGCGACUUUUCAACUCAUCGCAGAUUCAUGACGGCGAAGCCCCAUCACACGGUGAAGACAUCACCCCACCGUCCUCUCCAGAGCAGUAUGACCACCCUCAAACCGUCAGGUCUGCCCCGGCUGUGUUGGAUAUCAGCGGCUUUGCUACGAUCCCAGAGUCUCCCAGGCGACCUCCCACAGCGGCAUUAUCCCUGCAUGUGCUGAAGAGACCCCCUUUAGAGGGAGACUACAUCACUGUGACGGACUCAUCAGGGUGUCGGGUCUACCUCCGUCAGAAAGAAGACACUGGGGCAAAGGUUGUGGAGUCCAGAAUGGUGCCAGACUCCCUGGGUAGUCUGGGACUGCUCGCUGUGCCAAUAGGUGUGCUGAGAGAAGAAGAGGCGGACAGGCGUCAUCAGCAGGUCGUGGAGGAAUCACAGCGUCUUACAGAUCUGCUGACCAGUAGUGUGAAUGAUGUCUUAGUUGAGACUGAAAGCAGAGAAGAGGAAGAAGACGGUGAUCCUGAAGACUCAGAGGGGCUAAGUUCUCGACUUUGGGUGGACAGAUUUUCUCCGCGGCAUUACACAGAGCUUCUCAGUGAUGAUUUUACCAACCGCUGUCUGCUCAAGUGGCUCAAACUGUGGGACACUGUUGUUUUUGGAAAAGAGAGGAAGUCCCGCCCCGUCCGAUCCGACAGACAGGCUCCCAACCAGAACUCAUCCAAACCUAAUCAAGCCAAUCAGAAUCCAAAUCGCUUCAAGAGUAAGGUUGAGCUGACUGAAGAGAUACUGGAGGCUGAACUGGACCAGUACAAACGACCCAAAUUCAAAGUGGCAAUGCUGUCUGGUCCUCCAGGUUUGGGGAAAACCACCUUGGCUCACAUUAUAGCAAAGCAUGCUGGGUACAAUGUGGUGGAAAUCAAUGCCAGUGAUGACCGCAGUGCAGAGGUUUUCCAGAAACGCAUCGACACGGCAACACAGAUGAAGUCGGUGUUAGGAGCCAACGAGAGACCUAACUGCCUCAUUAUUGAUGAGAUCGAUGGAGCACCCACGGCCGCCAUCAACAUCCUGCUGGCAACUCUGAACAAGAAAGACAGCGGAGAGGCCGGCGCAGAGUCUGGGAAGAAGAAAAAGAAGAAGGAGUCCAUCCUGCUUCGACCAAUCAUCUGCAUCUGUAACGACCUUUAUGUCCCAGCUCUCAGACCUCUGAGGCAGCAAGCCUUCCUCCUGAAUUUCCCCCAGACUCAGCCCUCCCGACUGGCACAGAGACUGGCAGAGGUGUCUCUCCGGCAGGGCAUGAAGGUGGACACAGGUACUCUGAUGUCGCUGUGUGAGAAGACUGACAACGACAUAAGGUCUUGCAUCAACACACUACAGUUCCUCCACAGUCGCGGCCACAAACAGCUGAACGCCAAGACAAUCCAGUGUGUGUCUGUGGGACAGAAGGACCAGAACAAAGGCUUCUUCCAUCUGUGGCAGGAGAUCUUCCAGUUACCACGCACAAAACGGAAACGUAUCGGUGAGGGGUUCGACGAAGCACCGGGUUCAGGAGGUGGAGCGCAGAGGUUUCAGAACAUUCUACACCUGGCUUCAUCGAGUGGAGAGUAUGAAAAGGUUUCUCAGGGUCUGUAUGAAAAUUAUCUGUCGAUGCGGGUUAGAGACCCCAACCUGCACAGUACGUGUGACGCUCUGGAUUGGCUAGUGUUCUCCGACAGGCUAAACCACGUGAUCAUGCACGGGCAAAACUUCACCCUGAUGAGAUACCUGCCGUUCCUGUCUGUCACAUUCCACUUCCUGUUUGCCCACACGCACGUGCCCCGCAUCAGUUAUCCCCACAGCCAGCAAGAGGCCUCCUCUCGUCUCCUCAACAGCAGAAACGCUUUGAUCUCAAUGUUGGCUGACAUCCCACCGUCCAUCAGAACCAGGAUCAGUCAGCUCAAGUUGACCCUUGAUACUCUCACACUGCUCCUCGACAUCAUCUGUCCCAAACUACGGCCUGUGAAUCCACAGCUGUUCAGCAGCAGAGAGAAAGAGCAGAUGCACGAGCUGAUUGACACCAUGUUGGCCUACAACCUCUCGUACAGGCAGGACCGCACGCCUGAGGGACAGUACACAUAUGUCCUGGAGCCGCGUAUUGAGGAGGUGGUGAGGUUUCCAGGCCUUCCUCCCCGCCGCCAGCUGACAUAUCAGGCCAAACAAACCAUCAGCAGAGAGAUGGAGCAAGAGAAGAUGAGGAGAGCCGAGCAGAUAAUGCUGCAACGAAAUCCUGUAAAAGAGGAAGAAAAAAAAGACGCCAGGCCUAAAACAACCAGGAACCAUCAGCAGAGACUGGAGAACAUAGUCAAACAGACCACAGUGGAGACCAGGCCGGAGGUGGAUUUCUUCGGUCGAGCUGUUGCCCCCAAACCUCUGAGAGCCCAGCCGUCCUCAGACUCAGGUGAGAAGUGUGCGGUUCUUUCGAUGGGAACAGCGGUGGGCAACAGUGACGUGUGGUUCCGGUUCAACGAGGGCAUGUCCAAUGCUGUCAGACGAAAUGUGUACAUCAGAGAACUACUGUAACACACA
This is a messenger RNA of Scomber japonicus (chub mackerel), 2886 nucleotides long. RefSeq names its product CTF18, chromosome transmission fidelity factor 18 homolog (S. cerevisiae) (gene chtf18). Lineage: Eukaryota; Metazoa; Chordata; Actinopteri; Scombriformes; Scombridae. The transcript is spliced from 22 exons. The record is from RefSeq and is a predicted model, not a curated record. Gene Ontology annotation, molecular function: ATP hydrolysis activity; ATP binding. Bases 124 to 2880 code for a protein of 918 amino acids.